Exaiptasia diaphana is the source of this 1401-nucleotide messenger RNA. RefSeq lists its product as uncharacterized. The record is from RefSeq and is a predicted model, not a curated record. The transcript has 4 exons. Bases 60 to 953 code for a protein of 297 amino acids. NCBI's taxonomy places the organism in Eukaryota, Metazoa, Cnidaria, Anthozoa, Actiniaria, Aiptasiidae.
ACUAAACAACMUGACCUAACGGAGACAAGUUGCAGUUUUACGUUGAAGAAAAAUAUUUGAUGAUGUUGGCCAUUCGAGUCAUAAUUUACUCCAGCCUUCUUCCUGGCAUUGUUUUAUUUGGUUCUGCUUUACAAUGCUACGAGUCACUGUGUCAUAGAUUCCAAGACGGUUCAAGUCUCCCGUGCGAUGUAGAAGAAACAAAUUGCGCCAAACGAGGUCUCGAUCGGUGUAUGACAAUCAGAGCAACAAUCACUAUUUCUGAUGAAGUUGUACACCAAGAAAUUCGUAACUGUACUAACGCAGCGUUAUGCAGUAUCCCCGAUCAAGUGUGCAAAGUUGGGAACAAAACUGGAAAAUACAGCCACUGUCAAAUGAGUUGUUGUCAUGGAGACCUAUGUAACAAWAAUACUGGGUCGAUCACCAAGGAAACCACAAGACCAAGCCAUCCAAUUGGUGCUGAUUUGAGCUGUUAUUCCUGCGUUUCWAUCAAGAGUGGCUCCAAUUCAGACAACYAUUGUUCCCASUCUCCACUCAAGCAAASAUGCGGGAAGUCUGGGAACACAGGRCUGGUGCAGGACCGGUGCAUGACAAUUACGRUUAAAAAAGGCUUGGUCACUCAGGAAUUACGUAAUUGCAGCGAUGCAAUUUAUUGCAAUGGAGACAACUACUGCAAGCCUGCCAAUAGGAGUUCAGCGGGAKCCCUUACAUACUGUGACGUAUCAUGUUGCUAUGGAAACCUAUGCAAUAGUGACGCCUUAACUGCUUCCAAUGUUGGUACAAUAAGACCAAAUACAGAGACCGAGGUGGUUAUGACUACAUUUGCAUCACCAAGGAAUCCGUCUCCAACGAAUGGUAACGCAAUGGUGCAGUCACGGGGUGUUGUCACACAAUCGUCGUUGAAAGCAGCAGUUAUGGCUGUGGUUGGUCCAUUUCUUCUAUGUUAUACUACUUAGUUGUAUCGUACUGUCAAUYUAAAAUAAUUGAUACGAGACAAUUGAAAUCAUCCCCUCCCUCCCUUCAAAAAAGAAAAAAAAAUUAUAAAUUAUUAUAUCAUUAUAAAUUACCGAAUUGUCAAAAGUUUUGUUCGUUUACGAGACGAUGAGAUGGUGCCGACCGUUGAAAAAAAGAGGACAUACCACGCGAAACAACUAAUAUAAAAUCGUAAAUUUGCUUUUAACACAAAAAGAUAGAUAUUCUGCAAUUAGAUAACAAUCCUAGAAAAAAAGAGAACAAUCUUGUGAUGGUGGUAUGUACUGUUAUUUCAAGUGAGUCUGCUGUCUACUAUAAAACAGUGGUCGCUGGCAUUGAAAUGGGAAAAGGCUUAUUAAAAAUUAGUGGAGUUUCUAAAAUAUUUAGGAUACUACGCACGCUGUGAUUGGUCGAAAACCAUGUUUGAUUACA